Molecule: messenger RNA, 2184 nt
Organism: Dentiscutata erythropus
Lineage: Eukaryota; Fungi; Glomeromycota; Glomeromycetes; Diversisporales; Gigasporaceae
Source: the annotation of a GenBank genome assembly
UGUAUAAAGCAAAAUAGUCUAAUUAGUGGACAGCUCACAUUUGUGCAUGAAUUUACAUUCCAAGGAAUUCGUGCUUUCAGUCUUAAUGUUCCAAGAAAUCAACAAGUAGAAGUGUUUGUGGAUGGAAAUCCAGUAAAGAUUGACCAAGGAAGUGCCGUUAUUCAAGCCUGUGAAAAAGCUGGUUAUACGAUACCUCGCUUUUGUUAUCAUGAGCGGCUAUCUGUUGCUGGUAAUUGUCGAAUGUGUCUUGUUGAAUUAGAGAGGUCACCAAAACCUAUUGCCUCGUGCGCAAUGCCUGUAAUGCCUGGGAUGAAGAUUAAAACUGAUACUCCACUAGUAAAAAAAGCUCGUGAAGGUGUCAUGGAAUUCCUCCUGGCAAAUCAUCCGCUGGACUGUCCGAUAUGCGACCAAGGUGGUGAAUGCGAUUUGCAAGAUCAAUCAGUAAGAGACGGUAGUGACCGAGGUAGCUUUCAUGAAAUGACCGGAAAACGAGCAGUGGAAGACAAAAAUCUUGGACCUUUAAUAAAGACAUCCAUGAAUAGAUGUAUUCAUUGUACACGUUGCGUACGGUUUGCUAAUGAAGUCGCUGGUGUUCCUGAAUUAGGCUCAACCGGCAGGGGCAGUGAAAUGCAAAUAAGCACGUAUAUUGAACGUACAUUGGACUCCGAAAUGUCAGCCAAUGUCAUUGAUUUAUGUCCUGUUGGCGCUUUAACUGCCAAACCCUAUGCAUUUUCAUAUCGUUCUUGGGAAUUGAAAGGUACUGAAACAAUUGAUGUCCUAGACGCUAUCGGUAGCAAUAUUAGAGACGAUUCCCGCGGAGUGGAGGUCAUGCGCGUUCUGCCUAGAAUUAACGAUGAAGUAAAUGAAGAAUGGAUUUCUGAUAAAACGAGAUUUGCAUUUGAUGGACUUAAAAGACAGCGACUUACUACACCAUUGGUUAGACAAGGAGAUAAAUUUAUUCCUGUAACAUGGGAAGAAGCAUUGUCACGUGUGGCAAAAGAAAUUCAUAAAGUUUCAAAGACCGAAGCUAAAGCGAUUGCUGGACAACUUGUAGAUGUAGAAAGUUUAAUCGCGCUCAAGGAUCUGUUCAACAGCUUUGGUAGUGAUAAUUUCGCUCUUGAUAGUCCUAAUGGCUCUAAGAUACCUAUUCAUGGUGUUGAUUUCAGAUCCAAUUACUUAUUGAACAGCAAAAUUACCGGAGUUGAAAAAGCUGACGUACUUUUAUUGGUUGGUACAAAUCCACGCCAUGAAGGUCCAAUUCUUAAUGCAAGAAUUCUAAAAAGCUAUCUAAACAAUGGUCUAGAUAUUGGACUUGUAGGUUAUGCGGCAGAUACAACUUAUGAAUACGAUCAUAUUGGCACAACCAGUAAAGCACUCGAUAGUAUACUGAAUGAUACACAUCCAUUUGCUAAAAGGAUCUCUGAAGCUCAGAGACCGUUGAUUAUAGUUGGUAGUGGAGUCCUAGACAAUCCUGAUGAAGCAUAUAUAUUCUCUGCUGUAGCUAAAAUAGUUAAUAAGCACAAAACAAAAUUUUUCCAAGAUGGAUGGAACGGAUAUAACGUACUUCAAAGGGCUGUUGGUCAUCCCGCCGCUUAUGAUAUUGGAUUUAUACCUUCUCAUGAAGCAGCCCAAACAACACCAAGAUUCAUUUACUUGUUAGGAGCAGAUGAAAUUAGACCUCAAGAUAUUCCAAAAGAUGCAUUCGUAGUAUAUCAGGGGCAUCAUGGUGAUGUAGGAGCUAGUUAUGCUGAUAUCAUUCUUCCUGGAGCAGCUUAUACAGAAAAGAGUGCUACGUAUUUAAACACCGAAGGUCGCGCACAGCUUGCUCGAGCUGUGAUACCUCCUCCAGGUGCUUCACGUGAAGAUUGGAAGAUUAUCCGUGCUUUGUCAGAAGUUGCUGGAUUCACAUUACCAUACGAUGAUCUUCCUUCUCUCCGCGAUCGCAUGAAUGACAUCGCACCACAUCUUGUCCGUUAUGGUGUAGUUGAGGACACCAGUAACUCACAAUUGGGUAUUGAACAUCUCUCGAAAUUAGCGGUAAAUUCAUCUGAUGCUAAAUUAAAUCCUAUAAUCCAAGAUUUUUAUAUGACAAACAGCAUUUCUCGAGCCAGUCAGACUAUGGCCAAGUGCUCUGUUGCCUUCACAAAAAAGAAAUCUGAACUUCAAUCACAAACAUAUAGUUAA